AUGGAAUGGGUCAAUCCUUCCAUUGAGCACUUCCUCAGGGCCUACUCAGGGGUCAAUCAAAGGGACUGGACCAAAUGGCUCCCAAUGGCGGAGUUUGCCUACAACAAUGCAGUACAUAGUAGUACAGGCAAAACCCCUUUUAAAGCCUUGUAUGGGUUGGAACCUACUCUAACCCCAUCCAAUGUACCAAUGGAUGUCCUGGAAGCCAAUGACCUUGCUCAGAAAAUGGAAAAACAAUGGAAGGAAGUAGAGUCUGCCCUUUGGCAAUCCAAACAGUGCAUGAUCACCGGAGAAGAAGGGAACCCAAUAGAGUUCAAGAAUGGAGAGGAGGCUUGGCUUGACGCCAAAAAUGUCAACCUCAAGACCCUAAGUCCCAAGCUAACAGAACAACGCCUGGGACCAUUCAAGGUUGUCAAGAAGAUUUCCAAUUGGGCAUAUUGUCUAGAACUCCCACCAACCAUGCGUAUCCACAAUGUCUUCUAUGUAGGGCUAUUGUCUAAAGUCAAAAAGGAUAAAAACUGUGCCUUUAAAAACCGCCCACCACCAAUUACUGUGGACAGGAAAGAAGAAUACAAGGUCAAAGGCAUAACAGAUGCAGAAGAAAGAAACAGGAAGUGGUUCUUCUGGGUCAAAUGGAAAGGUUAUGGGUCCAAGGAAAACACGUGGGAACCUCAAGAAAACUUGAAAAACGCCAAAAAAAUUCUAGAAAAAUACAAAAAAGAUAUGAAAAAGAAGGCCCUUGGCGCCGCCAAGGCCCUUAGAGGGGGGGCAGUGUUGUAG
Rhizoctonia solani is the source of this 780-nucleotide messenger RNA. RefSeq lists its product as uncharacterized. Lineage: Eukaryota; Fungi; Basidiomycota; Agaricomycetes; Cantharellales; Ceratobasidiaceae. Gene Ontology annotation, molecular function: nucleic acid binding. The transcript has a single exon. The record is from RefSeq and is a predicted model, not a curated record. Bases 1 to 780 code for a protein of 259 amino acids.